This is a messenger RNA of Apis cerana (Asiatic honeybee), 5314 nucleotides long. Its product is annotated as bicaudal D-related protein homolog. The record is from RefSeq and is a predicted model, not a curated record. Lineage: Eukaryota; Metazoa; Arthropoda; Insecta; Hymenoptera; Apidae.
AGGUUAGUAUGCCUUCAGAAGGAAAGGUCGAUAGGUUGAUUGUUUCGUGUUCGUCAAUCGUUGUACAUUUUUUUUUUAUUUUCCCGCGUUUUAUUUUGCUUAUGUACUUAUUAUUUUUCAAAAAAGUGAAUAUCGUGUGUAUGUUAUGCGAGAUGUAUGUAAAUUAAUCAAAAGAUAAAUCAAAUACGAUAAUUAAGCGCAUCGGUGGCAAUAUGAACGACCAAAAUUGAGAUAAUUGCAUCGUGAAUCGAAUUUAACAGUAAUGUGAGCGAACGUUUUCAUAGCGGAACGAGUAGAACUUUCAACCGAAGCCUCGGAGGUGGGAGGAUCUACCUGGCUGAGAAGCACGGCGCACGAUUCCGUAAUAUUUAUUUUCUACUGGCAGCUAGUGAGUCACUACCUGGCCGACCACGGUGCGGCGAGCUGGUCGCCUUGCGUGUCUGUGUCUUUUUACAUGUGUUUCUUGCAAACAGUGAGUUUACGGUGACGCUUUGAACCAGUCAAGAUUGUCGAACAGAAAGGAAAUUCAAGGAUAAAAGCAAUUAUUGCUGAAAAGAUAAUCAUUUUCGUCCGAUUGAUAUAUAUUCUAGCACGGAAUACAAGAGAAUUUCAUCAAAUUCGGUGUAUCUUUCAAACACAAUAUUCGUAAUCAUUGACGUCACAUUUAUAUAAGGACAAUUCAAAACAAGUAUCAGCAUUUGUUAUGUUAUGAAGAUUUCAUGAGUAUCCAUAUCUAUGUACAAUCAACAGACGCCACUAUUGACUUUGAUAUGUCAGUGUAGCAUUGGAUUCUAUAAUGCAAGUUAAAUUGGAAAUUUUACUAGCAGUCAAGUGCGAUUCGUGCAUCGAUAGCAAUCACUUAUUUACGUGUUUGUAGUGAAUAGUGUGAUAAUUUAUAUAUGUAUGUACACUUGAAAACAAUCGUGAACAAAAUAGUAGAGGGACUACAUUUGGACAUUAUAUCCAUGUUGGUAAUUUUGAAGCAUGGUUACAUUGUUGACUUUCUAUCGGAGAAGAAGGAAUCGUUGCUGUCUUUAUGUUGCGUGUAACAAGGAAACGGAGCAGAACAACGGAAUUAGUUAGUCCCGUAACAAUUCUCCUAGUUUUUUAUAUUUUAAAGAUGUUAGUUUGACACUCGAUCGAUAACAAUUAUUAAAUCGAUCAAUAUUAACCUCCAAUUUUGUCGCAACAUAUUUCGCGCUGUCUUUGAAUAUUUCUAAGUGAAUUGAUUUUGUGUGCGUGCAUGCGUCGAAUCGUGUAUUGGAUACAAUUUAUGAAAGUAACAUAUUCAAUAAAGGAUUGUAUUGCUGAGUGUGAUCACAGCUGAUCACACUGAUCGUUUCCGGUUAUGAGAUUUCACCGAUUGACAAGAAAACCUGUUUGGAUAAUGCGCAUGAGUUGGGACGAGAGAAAAAGUGAUUUUUUUACAUAGCCCUUAUUAUCAUACAUGAUGUGCAAUUUAUAUAAAAGUGAACGUUACGAAUUAUGCAUGAGUGAUCAAUUCUUUUAUUCUUCUAAUUGCAUUUUCGAAACAAAUUUUAAAUCAAUGUGCGUAAUAAUCAAGCGAUGUAUAAUCGAAUAUCUUUGCUUCAAUCGAUAAGCGUUAUCUUUAAUCAUAUAAAAAAAAAAAGAGUUAAAGAUUUUACUUAAACAAUUUAUAUCAUUUGUUGAGAACUUGAUACGCGUUUAACCUUGAAUAUCAUAUGCUUCUAUUCUCGAUUUAUUUCGAUAAAAAGAACAUAUUUUGAUGAUGCCAAGCUUCAAAUGAAAUCUUAGAUUAUGUAUUUAUUUAUUAACAUCGAUCAAUCUCAACUGGAAUAUCGAUUUGUACGCGGUGUUCAAUUUAUGUUACAAGUUUUUUCGAGCUAUCCAUAUUAAUUCGAAUGUUACGUAUUCACAUUCGAACUUUACAAAUGAUUUUGACGUGUGGAUAUUUAGUCAUCUGGUUUCACAUGGGUCAUUAUUACGAACAAUAAUAAAAGUCACGCGUCAACGUGACACGUGACACUAGAACGAUAAUUGGCAAACGUGAAACAAUUCGUGAGCACGAUGUUACCAAAAAAGGAUGGUCAUCCCGAGUCGUAUGCUUUAGAGGAUAUGAUAUCCGAUCUCCAGGCGCGACGAAAUUCCCUAGAUCAAGAAGAUCUCGAAGAUCCAGCGGAACUUUUAAAAAAACGUGACAGAGAUCUUGUUUUAGCUGCUGAAUUGGGUAAAGCACUUUUGGAAAGAAAUCAAGAAUUAACUAGACAGAGUGAGAUCCUUACUGAAGAGUACUCGACAAAAUUAGAGAGUCUGGAACAAGAGAGGCAUCUACUCCGUCGAAGGCUCGAGGAGGUGAUAAGCGAAAACGAGGCGAGAAAUUUAGAGCUGCAGGCGGAUGUGGAGACGCUGAGGAGUCAAUUGGAGGAGCAGAAUGAGCGCGCGAGGCGAGCGGAACGAGAUCAGGCGAGCCUGGUCGCCGAGCUCACAGCGCAAAAUACGAGGCUUGCCGAUCAGCUGAGAGAAGCCGCGAAGCAGGAAGAGCAGCUGCUCAUCGAGGUCAAGGUGCUGAGGGAAAAGUGUGCCCUCCGAAGUACCACGCUCCAGGAUCACGUCAGUAGCUUGGAGGUUCUCAGGGACGAGGUACAGCUAGUGUCCGCGCAAAGAGCAGAAUUGGAGAGGAGGUCCUUGGAGCUGCGGGAGGAGAGGGCGAGAGCGAUGGCGGCCCUCGAAGAAGCCGAGGAUAGAGCCACGGCCUUGGAGCGGCUCGGUCACGAAGCGGAACACCGGGCGAAGCUAGCCGAAAGGGAAAGGGACGAACUGGCGGCGACAUUGGCGGUCAUCGAGGCGGAAAGGAGAGGCAGAUCCGGCUCGAUACAGAAACCACCGAGGUCCCUGCAGGCCGAGAUGGAGUGCGAGGAGAGCGGAAGUUCGUUGGGGGAACAGGAGGAUUUGCGUGCGGAGGUGGCGAGGGCGGUGAAGCGGUUGAAGGAGUUGUGCGUCCAUCUGAGGCGGGGAGAGGACGACUCGGGUUUGCAGAGCGAUUGCGACGAGUCCAUGCUCGUGAUCGUGAACAACAACACUGCGGAAGCGGAGGAGGCGAACACCCACGGGCAAGAGACUCUCCCCAGCUCGACCAAUUGUCCCGGUGCUUUGUUGGACCUGGUCGAGGAGGUAUACAACUUGGCUCUAUCUGGCAGAGGGGCACCCGGCGAGCUAGGUUUGGCCGUGGAACUUCACAGGGUGCGGGAAGAAUUGGAAAACGUGAAGGAUCAACACAAGCAGACGCAAGAGGAACUUAAGAGGCGCGGAGAGGCUUUGCUCGAUGUGACGAGCAAAUUGAGCGUGAGCGAGGCCGAGUUGCGCGGUGUUAAAGAGGAACGUGAUAGAGCUCGUGACGAUAUGGAGCACUCGCAGUUGACCAAGGACGAGAUUUUGACGCAGGCUUACAAGGUCAGGGAUCAAGCUGUGGCCAGGAAGAACAGGGCCGAGGUGGAGUUGGCGAAAACGAGGAUAGACGUGCUGCAGGCUAACAGCCAACUGAUGGAAGCUAUCCAACAAAAGAUCGAACUGAGUCAACAGUUGGAACAAUGGCAGAUGGACAUGCAAUCUCUUCUCGACGAACACGUUCGAAGCAAAUUGAUGCCUGUCACGAGCUCUCUCGCCGCUACGAACUCUGAAAAUUCAGAAAUUGUGGCACCAGCUAGGAAAAAACGGAGUACCGGCUCGUCGAAAAAGAUGUUCGGCCUCUUUUGACGAAAAUGACUAUUCGCGUAAAAAUUUGUCGCGCGAAAUGGAAAUAAAGAACGGCGAGAGAAGAAGACUGCGCUCGAAAAGGGAUCUUUUCCAAUACUUUUCAUCGUAGCGCUAGUAGCGUAUCAGGGACCAUUCGUCCGCUCAUUUCUUCGUCGUGUUUGGAAACCGAUAGAUUGGAUCCGUAGUCGAGCGGCAACGCGCCAUAGAAGGCGCUUUGCGUGCAUCGUUUUUCACGACGAUUUGUAUCUACCGACAAGUUUAUGAGAAAACUCGUCUCUUACUUGGCAACAUCGCGAGAUCGUGUUUCGAUCUCGAGACUUUUAUCUUCCUUAGCGUAGAUUUUCUCGCAUUAUGUUUUUUCCUAAUCGUAUCUGACAGAUAUAUAUUUGAUAGAUAUAUCGCUUUAUUUUUUUUUUUUUUUGUUUUGUUUAAAUCUCGAAAAGUAUGUCACGGUAUGUGUUCGAAACAACGAAAGAAAGUUUCUUCUUAUUAGAUUGUUCAUGCGAUGUAGAAAAGAAGAAAAGCGCCAAUCGGCAAACUUAAACGAUUACUUAAUAAUACCUUAUAGCGAACGUUUCUUUUCCCUUUGGGUGAACGUCUCGUCAUUCCCGUAAUCGUGGAACGACUUGUUACCACGGUAAGAACGAUCUCUAGUGGCGUCUUCUCGUAAAGAUCUCCGGAUUCGCGGGUACAAACUUAUCAUUAUUCCGAGCGAUACGUUUAAGCGAAACUAGUAGUCGGCAUUCUCGUUCCCGUUUCUUUUUAUCGGGCGAGAUGCAAUGGCCUAAAGGGAGUCUAUCCUUUUUAAUUCGUGGCUGUAAAUAUACUAAAACGUUUGUGAUAGAAUCGUGUGUCUUACGUUAGGUUUUACGAGAAUUAAAUUUCUUUUAUCGUUGAUUGUGAUAUGGAUAUAUAUAUAUAUAUAUAUAUAUAUAGUAUAUAUAUGUACAUUUUAUCAUUGUUACGAUAAAUUUUAUAUAAGAUGGCACUAUCGUUAUUACAUUGGCGAUAAUAUAAUUGAUUAAAAAGAGUAAAGAAAACGAAAUUGAAUUUUGGAAAUUUGGAAAAGGAAUUUUAAGCUUAUAUUUAUAUUUCGAGUUUUAUUUUUUCUUAUUUAAUUCGCUUUAAACCAUUCAUUACCGUUCAUUACCGUCCGUCCGUCCGUCCAAAUGGACCAGGAAAUUCCAAUUAAUACGAUUCGAAAAUUGUAAGAAGAUAAGACGUUGUUCAAUUAGUGAUGGAACUCGAUCAACGACAGUGCAAUAACAUGCUAGAAAAUUUUUUCACCCACGUUUACGUCGGUCAACCGCAACGAUGUUCCUCGACAUUCUUUCUCUUCAUAACCAGUCUGAACGCUUAGCUUUAAUUAACGAUCGGUGUUAAGUAACAACGAAGCGGUUGCUCGCGGAUCACUUAACGCGCUUGCGCAGCAUCUGUGCUCGCAAUUCGCGCGCGCAAGUAGCCUUCUUUGUAAAUUAGUAAUCGACGAUUUGUAUUCGUCGAGAUUGUAUGAUAGUUGUAUGAUUCCAUUUGAACGAUUAUGACAACAUAUUUAUUUAAUAAAAAUCUGUUUUACGGA